Betta splendens (Siamese fighting fish) is the source of this 5962-nucleotide messenger RNA. RefSeq names its product hook microtubule-tethering protein 3 (gene hook3). The transcript has 23 exons. Gene Ontology annotation, molecular function: microtubule binding; dynein light intermediate chain binding. The coding region runs from base 140 to 2293 and encodes 717 amino acids. The record is from RefSeq and is a predicted model, not a curated record. Gene Ontology annotation, cellular component: cytoplasm; centrosome. Lineage: Eukaryota; Metazoa; Chordata; Actinopteri; Anabantiformes; Osphronemidae. Gene Ontology annotation, biological process: cytoplasmic microtubule organization; cytoskeleton-dependent intracellular transport.
GAGCGGCGAAGCAGCGAACCCGACUAUUGGCCGACGGAUUGCGAGGCAGACACCCACAGAGAGAGCUCGGCAGUGGAGGAAGCUGGCUGUUAACUUCGGGCUCCGUUCGCCACAAUAAGUCCGCGUCGGCUAGGUAACAAUGAGUACAUCGGAGUCUCUGGAUCGAAUGGAGCUCUGCGAAAGCCUCUUGACAUGGAUCCAGACGUUUGGAGUGGAGGCUCCAUGCAAGACGGUAGAAGACUUGACGAGUGGGGUUGUCAUGGCCCAAGCUCUACAGAAAAUAGAUAUAGUCUAUUUCAGUGACACUUGGAUUAGUAGAAUCAAGCCAGAGGUUGGGGACAACUGGAGAUUAAAGGUCAGCAAUCUAAAGAAAAUUUUGAAAGGCAUCCUUGACUAUAACCAAGAGAUUCUAGGCCAGCACAUCAAUGACUUCACGCUACCAGACGUUAACCUUAUUGGAGAACACUCGGACGCAGCUGAGCUGGGGAGGAUGCUGCAGCUUAUACUGGGAUGUGCCGUCAACUGUGAACAGAAACAAGAAUACAUCCAGACCAUAAUGAUGAUGGAGGAAUCGGUGCAACAUGUCGUUAUGACUGCGAUCCAAGAGCUGAUGAGUAAAGAGACCCCAGUGACGGGAGGAAGUGACUCGUAUGUGGAUCUGGACAGACAGCUGAAGAAGACAGUGGAGGAGCUGAACGAUGCUUUAGCUACAAAGGAAGAGAUCGCUCAGCGAUGCCGUGAGCUUGACAUGCAGGUUGCAGCGCUGCAAGAGGAGAAGAGCAGUUUGCUAGCAGAAAACCAGGUCAUGAUGGAGAGACUCAACCAGUCUGACUCCAUAGAGGACAUAAACAGCCCUGCCGGACGCAGGCAUCUCCAGCUGCAGACACAGCUGGAGCAACUACAGGAGGAAACGUUCAGGUUGGAGGCAGCAAAAGAUGACUACCGAAUCCGGUGCGAGGAGCUUGAAAAGGAACUCUUGGAUGUAAAGUCACAGAAUGAAGAGCUCACAUCUCUGGCGGAUGAAGCCCAGUCUCUGAAGGAUGAGAUGGAUGUUCUCAGGCAUUCCUCAGAUAAAGUGUCAAAGCUGGAGGCCACAGUGGAACACUACAAAAAGAAACUGGAGGACAUGGGGCUCCUGAGGAGACAGAAUAAGCUCAUGGAGGAGAAGAACACAGUAUUGAUGCAGACCAACGUUAGUUUGGAAGAAGAUCUACGAAAGGCCAACGCUGCCAAGGCCCAGUUGGAGACGUACAAAAGACAGGUGGUUGAGCUGCAGAACAGGCUGUCGGAGGAGUCUAAAAAAGCCGACAAGAUGGAGUUUGAGUACAAACGUGUCAAAGAGAAAGUGGACUCUCUGCAAAAGGAAAAAGAUCGUAUGCGGACGGAGAGGGACUCUCUGAAGGAGACCAUUGAGGAGCUGCAUUGUGUUCAAGCUCAGGAGGGACAACUCACAUCAGGUCUUUUCCCCUUAGCGAGCAACGACGGCUCUGAUUCGCUUGCUGCUGAGAUCACCACUCCAGAGAUUCGAGAACAUUUGAUUCGCCUUCAACAUGAGAACAAGAUGUUGAAGUUGGCCCAGGAGGGAUCCGACAAUGAGAAGAUUGCACUGUUGCAGAGUUUACUGGAGGAUGCCAAUAGGAGGAAAAGUGAACUGGAGACAGAGAACAGGUUAAUCAAUCAGCGCCUGAUGGAGGAGCAGAGUCAGGUAGAGGAGCUACAGAAGAAUCUUCAAGAACAGGGCUCCAAAGCAGAUGAUUCUUCCAUCCUGAAGAAGAAAUAUGAAGAGCACAUGGAGAAACUUCAAGAGUUAAACAUCGAGUUAUUGAAGAAAAAUGCUUUAAUUGAUGAGAUGGAGCCUAAAUACAGCAACACAUGCCAACGAGUGGAGGAGCUGGAAGAGGCCCUGAAGAAGAAAGACGAUGACAUGAAACAGAUGGAGGAGAGAUAUAAGAAAUACCUGGAGAAAGCCAAGAGUGUGAUCCGGACACUGGAUCCUAAGCAGAACCAGGGUUCGGGUCCAGAGGUCCAGGCGCUAAAGAACCAGCUCCAGGAGAAGGAGCGGAUGUUACACUCGCUAGAGAAAGAGAUGGACAAAACAAAGACGCAGAGAGAUUACGAGGAGAAACUGAUUGUGUCCGCCUGGUACAAUAUGGGCAUGUCUCUGCAGAAGAAGGCGGCCGAGGACCGGCUCGCCAACACCGGGCCGGGUCAGUCCUUCCUGGCUCGGCAGAGACAAGCCACCAACACGCGCCGCACCUACCCCGGCCACGUCCAGCAAGCUACCGCCAGGUAGAUGGCAGCAGGGCAGAAAGGGGCAGUGGCAGGCUUCCGCACAGGGCCCUGAACUCAGACGCAGCACACGUGCCUUUCUGAGGCACAUUAUUUCCAUUCAUUUCUAAUGGAAAGUUCUUGUUUUCCUGCAUUCUCCAUGUUGAUUCACCUUUUUUUCUUCUCGAUCAGAUCCAUGAGGUAGAGAUGCCAGGCAAGACAGCCCAAACUCUUGCACCACUUGUUUCUUCCUGGCUAAGCAUUUUUUUACCCUGACUCCUCUGAUGAUUUCUUUUAAUAGGGUCUGACUAAUCACUCCAAAAGCAAACAUUUGCUUCCCCCUUCCCCUUUUAACCACUGACCUUCCUGAACCUGUACCCUGUGGCAUGUUUUUUGCCAGACAGGUAGUCUGGAUUUUGCGAGGCAGAGAAGAGCAGCAUCUUCAGCUGCUCAGUCUGUUGAAUGCAGUAUUCAUGCACAUCUCUACCUGUUAUUAUAUUCAAGUCUUGCUUUUUUUCUUCUUCUUUUUUUUGGAGUUGACAGAUUUUUCGUCCCGUAUCUGUUUCACUGGAAACAGAUUUUCUGUCCUGAUUAUUUGUCUUAAUUCUUGUAUAGCUUUAAGUGGGUUAUCGGCAAGUUUCAGUUACACGUGUCUGUGUUUCUGUUGUUUAUUUGGGGACCGUUUGCAGUGUCCUUGUUUUAUAGUGUCCAUCUGAACCAUAGGAAGAUGAGUAGUCCUCAUACGUGGUCGUGUUGCUUGCUAAACGAAUGUGCUCUAAUAGGACAGCAAUAUUUAUAAAUGGUAUUUUACCUGGAAAAAAAAGAUUUUUUAAGAGCCACUUUUAGGCAAAGGAGAUGGUAAUGUCUACCAUCACUCACCCAGCUGUCUCAGACAAAACCCCAUGUGCCAUAGUGUUAAAUGUACUGUAUGAAUUACUGUUGUGGGUCAUUUUAUCAUGGCAGCACUGUCAGUUCCCCGUCCCACACUAAGCAGAAGAUAAAUUAUUCCUACUUUAAUAGGAAUCUGUUAACUAGCAUUGCAGUAAACCAAGUACUGUCCCUGUCCAUUCAGGAAUCUCAAGCUUCCUUUAACCCAUUGCGUUCGUCCUCUAACAUGAUGAUACCUCUUUGUUUGUCUCAGGGUCAGAGCCUUAAGCUAACCUGCCCUCUCGUCUGACCAUUAUCUUUUUUUCCCUCCUCCAACAGCAAUGUCCCUGCAUGACUCUCCCAGCAGUGGUCUGGCCGGGCCAAGGCUGAGGCGCUCCAUGCAUGAACUGCCUGCCUGCCUACUGUUUGCAUGACUUUGCAUUGGCUCGAGCCUGCAAAUAACCAGCGCACCCAGCCGCCGCAUGAGCACUAACAACCCUCUGCAGUGUCGUGCAUUGUGACCUCCAGACGAGCCCGAGGAGGAAUGAGCUCGGAAAAAGAAAACCCUCGCUCUCUUUCCCCCACUUAAACUCUUUCCCACCCUCUCGGCUCCUUAAUCCUUUUGUUUUAAUGCUCUUUGUUACCCUGUCAUCUGUCCUCCAUUUCUCCUCCCUUUGUCUUCAUGGACAUGCCUGCCUGUGCUUCCAUGCAUUAAUUGUGUUACUGUUGAACCUUAACUGUUACAAAUACCGGGACACAGGCAGAACUUUGCAGUAUAGUCAACCUAUGAUGCCUGCAGUCCCUGUGUACAACUUGACCUCGCUGGGCUAUUUCAGGAUGCAUUAAUGACGUAUUUCCACGCCAGUUUUUAUUUACUGUGUUGGUAAGAACUGGCAUCAAAGUGAGAAAUUAUGCAAGAGGUGUCGUCUGCAAAUCAGCCGGCAAAACAGAAAAACAGAAGCAUCGGUUCCCGUUUUGAACUCCAGUGUUUACCUCCUGCGGUGGCGCUGUCCAGCCUGUCCUCACGUUCCUAGACGGCUUCUUUUAACCAAGUAUUAUGGAGCACAGUGAGUUUUAGCAGAUGAACAGCUGGAGAGGCGUCGCAGUGUUUGGCCGUAGGUUUUUAGGUCGAUUUGCAGUAGCAGCAUAGGAUGACAAGUAUUUGAAAUAAAUAUCAUCUGUUACAAAUGUGCAUUCAUGCAGGACAGAAGCCCUUUUUAAGCCUAAUCUAGAUGUCUCCCUAUUUAAUAUACAUUUGUGGCAUCAGCUGUGUUGUAUUUGAUUGCUAUCUUAUUCAGACUAUUGAGGGAGUACACUAUAGCACACGAUGAAGUACUUUAACCAUGCUAGUUCAAGUAACAGGGACCUAGUUUACUGUGCAGGCUGUGUAGCUUUUAUAAUACAUGUCUUAUUCACAUUUUAUUUCCAGAGGAUAUUAAAAGGAUGUUUACAAAAAAGGUCACAUUUUAACCUGGGAGUAUAUGUAUAUUAUUGACAUACCUAACUACAUGAGAGAUGAUUGAAUCCUCCAAUCUAGUGCCUUUUGUAUAAUGUAGUUUAAAGGCACAUUAAUGUUAUUAAUAGACAUGAUGUCUGAGAUGUUGAACUUCUUUCAUGAAGUGUUUUGUGUUGAAAGGCUUAAUGAGGGCUUUUGUUCUGUUUUUAACCUGUAUUACUUUUAAUUAUUAUAUCGUCUAUCUUUGGUUUAAUUCAUGUUCUGCGUUUUUAUGUUAACAGCUUAUUUAUUCUUUUGCCACUUGUACAGCAGUGUUACAUUUUUUGUAGUAUUCCAUCAUCAUCAUCUACUACGAAGGAUGUGAUGUUUCCAGACAGCGUCAACAUCCUAAUUAAUGCUUGUCUUACUCAACGAAAGGAGAGACAGUGUUUCGGUUGAACAAUAAUGACACAAAGCUUGUUCUGUGUAAACAGGAGACGAGUGCAAGAUUACAUUCACCUCCAGGGUGAAAAAAACAAACAGUACUGAGAUACCUGCAUGUCAACAGUGAACAUCUUCUGAUAAGCAGUUCAACAGUAACGUGAAUAUGCUGUGACCCUAGUGUGAUUAUUACCAGUGUUUAAAAUGACAGUAGCUGCUGUCGGUCUGACUUUACAGCAUAAACCCGACUUUAACAAAGAACAGAAUGAGCGGUCAGACUUCCUGGUUGGGUAUCGUGUAUAUUUCACCUCCAGAUGUGAGCGAUAAAGUUUCAUUUUGUGGAAUAAGUAAAGCGGUGGCAUCCUGUGUCCAGUUCUUUACUUGUUUUUAGCUUUUGUUGUGAACCACCUGCCGUUAGCACCUCCAGUCUGACCUGAGUUACAUUACCUGGUUGGGUUUGAUAAGAAAUCUGUAAGUAAUGGAACACAUCCAUAGAGCAAGAAAGUCUAAAAUAAGUCAGUUUGACCCUUUUUCAGGUUUUAAUAAUUGUCAUUUUGAUAAAGAAGGAAAGAAUGGCACGAGGCUGUUCCUUUUAGAAUCCAUAAGCUGAUGAGAGCCUAAUGUUACUGACUGCGGACUGCACUGUGAGCGAGCGACUAAAGGGACGAACACACGGCUGUUGACGGCGCAGAAUCUGUGACGUGUGCAGUGUUUGCAGUAUUUUCUACUCAUCAGAAAUCUUUUUCUUUCACUCGUUGAAGUAGCAACUACCUUCCAUUUGCCAAGUUUUCUACCGCUUGUAUACAAACACACUAUGUAUAUAGUUUAUGUGACGCUAGAGGAAGAGUCACUUAAGGUCAUUUAGGAGUGAGAGCAUUCAGUCUAUGAUGAAGUGCUUCCUACGCUGCAGGACGUGGACGUGACGUUGUAAAUAAAGCUUGUAUAAAACAG